Molecule: messenger RNA, 3858 nt
Organism: Megalops cyprinoides (Indo-Pacific tarpon)
Lineage: Eukaryota; Metazoa; Chordata; Actinopteri; Elopiformes; Megalopidae
Gene: uck2a
Product: uridine-cytidine kinase 2a
Exons: 7
Coding region: 136-924 (262 amino acids)
Cellular component (GO): cytoplasm; cytosol
Molecular function (GO): ATP binding; kinase activity
Source: RefSeq, a predicted model, not a curated record
UUGGUGUUGUGCGACCGCAACUGGUAACGAAUCUCAUACUCUCACUGUUUGCCAUAGCGCAAGCCUAAAAGGAAAGAGGAGGAGCACGGGCUAAGUUAAACCUACUCCCAGCGAGUCCACACGCUUAGUGUAAGCAUGGCAGGCGACAGCGAGACGCGGCUGGAAAACCGAGCCGAAAAUGAACAUGCAAGCCGGCAGCCUUUCCUCAUCGGGGUGGCCGGGGGUACUGCCAGCGGCAAGUCGUCUGUCUGUGGGAAGAUCAUGGAGCUGCUGGGACAGAAUAAGAUAGACCAUCACCAGAGGCAGGUGGCCAUUCUAAGCCAGGACAGCUUCUACCGUGUGCUGACCCCAGAGCAGAAGGCCAAAGCACUGAAGGGCCAAUUCAACUUUGACCAUCCAGAUGCGUUCGACAACGAGCUCAUCGUGAAGACACUAUGGGACAUCAUGGAAGGCAAAGCAGUCCAGAUCCCAGUGUAUGACUUUGUCACCCAUUCCAGGAAGGAGGAGAGUGUAACAGUGUACCCUGCUGACGUGGUGCUAUUUGAGGGGAUCCUGAUGUUCUACUCCCAGGAGAUCAGGGACAUGUUUCAGAUGAAGCUGUUUGUGGACACAGAUGCUGACACUCGCCUCUCCCGUCGAGUGUUGAGGGACAUCAGCGAACGAGGCCGUGACCUGGAGCAGGUGCUGACACAGUACAUCACCUUUGUCAAGCCUGCCUUUGAGGAGUUCUGUCUGCCAACCAAGAAGUAUGCCGAUGUGAUCAUUCCUCGGGGAGCCGAUAACCUUGUUGCCAUAAACUUGAUUGUGCAGCACAUCCAGGACAUUCUGACCGGCGGGCUGACGAAGCGUCAGAAUGGCUGCGUCAACGGCUACAGCACGCCUCGAAAGAGGAAGACAUCGGAGUCCAGCAGUCGUCCACACUGACCUCACUUCCCCUCUCCCCGGGAAAGAGAGCAACGGAUGGAGGAGGGGAGGGUUAUCUGUAUAUACCGCCAGUCAGCCACACUGUAUUUAAAAUUGAGAAGACAUAUACAGGAACUACAAGGCCUUCAUGAAUAUUAUUUUUGGACUGGAUGAAAUGUUUUGGAAGGUAAAAGAUAUUUAGUUCCCAGUGCUGGAACAACUGCAGGUCAGAGGCAAAAUCGCUGUGUUGUGAUUUAUUUAUUUCAGAUUUUUUUUUUAAAUGAGCUUCUGCCCCCUCCCUGUUGUGCUUGCAGAAAUGAAUAAAGGAAGAGGAGUGCUGGUUGAGCUGAGUGGUGCUUGAACCCCAGCUGCUUGUUCAGAAACGCCAGCACUCUUGAGUUUUUGGUCAGUGGUGUUGUCGUUAUUGUUGGUGGGGAGGGGUGUGUGGUUGGAGAGGGAUGCAAGUGGCAGACACAUUUAUUUACUUCUGAGGAGUUUUGACAUGUGUACAGCUGCAACACCUAUUAGAAUGUGAAAUGCACAAAGUCUAGUCCUUUGCUCACAAUGGCGUUUAUUUACACUAACUGAGAAAACCUGUAAAAGUGGUUGGCUUUGAAAUGGUGUUUGAUUAAGCCUUUUUUGAUUACACCACAGUUGCUUCACUGGUCCACAAGUCAGCAGUGUCUGUGAUUCUCUCUUGGCUGCACCCGCACUCCUUGACCCCCCAACUUGCUCAUCCAAUAAUGCUCUGGCAGCAGAAAUGCCCUGGGUCUGCAUUUGUGAUAACGUGCAGUAGGAGGAGACAAACUUGGCCCUGACACCGUAGCUCAACCCAACAGUUUAAUUUUCCACUUUCGGGUCCCUGAAAAAACUUGCCUCCAUGCCACACCCAAAACAGAAGGACUGCUUUGUGUAAAGAUAGAAUAACUAUUUCUACCCAAGGCCAGUGGAUUAGUCUGAUUCUCUGUAGGUGGAUAGAGGUCUCCAGUAAACCUGUAAGGACCACUGCCUUGUCUUACACCAGGGCACAUUCAGGGAUAAUUCAGGUUAUCUGCGUUCCAGUGCAGUUUUCUGCCUUAGCAGCCUAAUUUCACAAUGCAAGUGUUACAUUCUCUGAGUGCAACAAAACACUAUGAGUAAAUGCAGUCUGACAACUCAAAACAGGUAUUUUAAGAAAUGAUGACAAAUUGUGUAACAUUUAUCCUCUUUCACUUGAUAAUUUCACUGAAAUAAAGCUUAGUCUUGAUUUGCCCUGGGCCCUUCAAAAUCUUUAUUUUGCUGAAAUGAACCAUUAGACACACAUUUCUGUCUCAAGUGAAGAAUGGAAAUUGAGUGUGUUGUAUGUACAGUACAUUGCACCGCCCUGAACAAUGCCCCAUCUCUUGGCAAACAGGGCCAGUUAACCAGUCACUGCCUAUUCAGACACUGUGGGAGUAGGACAUUACCUUCCUACUUUCCUGUGACAUGACCAUCAUGCCUGUGCUCUACUGUAAGGGUCCUCUGUGCAGAUAUCUGUAUGCACAAUCACCAUUGACCCUUGACUGAAACCUAAUGUACUGCUGGGAUUUUGAAGAUGUUUAUUUUUUGUCCCCUCAGUGUUUUAAGGAUGCUUUUUGUAAAACCAAUAAAAAGCACUGGUUAUAGGAGACAGGGUAGUUUAUCACAUGUUAUAUGGAUUUUAAAAAAUGCACUUUGGCUGUAUUACAGUAUGUGAUUUAAGCACGCACAAUGUAAUUUUGCCAAUUGGGGUGCGUGAAUUUCAGCUAAAAACUUGCUUGCGGGUGAGGUUGUGAACAGACCUGGAUCCCACAGUGUUGACGAAAAUGCAUCUUUAGAAAAAAAAAUUUUGUUUGUUGGUAGUCCCAGUUUUAUGUGCAUUACAUUUUCCUCUUGUUUCUACUUUCAGUAUUGCUAGUGAUUCUUCCUGAGUAACCAUUCUCAGCGAUGAGUCUGUUUAACUAUUAUAUUCUUGGCGACUGCGCUGUGCAUUGUUGCUGUUAUGGAUCAGCUUGGGAUGCUCCCAUAUCACUCGCUUUCCUAUACAAUGGGAUGAGAAAGCAUGAUAUUCUGCACUGUGGCCUCCCAUCAGUUUCACACGCUGUAACUGCCACAGUUGUACCUUUUGUGAGAGUGCCUCAUGCUCUAUGUCUGGGAACAAAUUAAAAAAAAAAAAAAACAAUUUUGCUGUCACCAAAAAUGAUAGUCAGACAUCGUUCCUUAGCUAAUGGUGCCUACCUCUAAACAUUUUUUAUGCAAACAGUACCUUUCUUUGCAUCUAUCCACAAGUGGUGGUUGUUUGCCCUGUAGAUUUCACCAUGAAGUGGUGCCCGAUGUGUUUGCUGUUUAGUUCCUGCAUACUCAGAUUUCUAGUUCCUUGUUACACCCUGUUAUGAGUCAUUGCCCAUUGAAUAUUUAACUGUAAUGUGACUCCAUAGUAAGGGAAAAGAUAUGCCUAAAAAUAUCAGAGUGAAGGAUGAGAUACCAACGUAAAUUUCAUUUGUUGAGCACUGGUAUUAUGUGCAUAUUAAACCUACAAUUCGUUUAUAUGUAUAUACUGUACUUGUAAAUGUUAUUGUUUCCAUUGUGAAGCAAGUCUGCGUUUUGUAUUGGUAUCAUGCAGCGCAUGUGGAGAAACUGCAAAAAAGCGUCUUACUCAGAGUGGCAAUGCAAGUGAAUGGCUAAAUGUGAUUUCAGGGAAUCUGUUUAGUCCACAUCUUGUCAGAGAAUGAGAGAGUAGGAGAUUUCCUCAAAUGUGCUUUGUAGUGCUGAUUCAAACACCAGCUUUGGGAUAAGACGCCUUUUGCCUUAUGAAAAGACUUAACUGUUUUUUUUCCACAUUUAUUGAAUAUACAGUGCUUAGCUGAGGCAUGCAUUUUGUCAGUUUUUGUUAUUUUGUUAUUUUUCCAGAUUAUAGAUUGGCAGCCUUUCUUUCAUUGCUUAGUCAGAUUUAGUUGU